AUGUCUACUGUCAGGCCCCUCUCCAGCAAAGAGUCUUUCUCCGCAGCCCUCGAAGCGGCCUUCAAUAGCCCCGACACCUCACUCGAAGAAAUGAUCCUCAACAUCUACGUCAAAGAAGCCAUCAUUACCGUGAACAUGAACCGGAUGACAUGGGACGAGUUUAUCCCGUACAUAAAAGCCAUCCGCGCCAGGACAACGUCUGUUGACAUCAAAUCCCAUUACCUUUUGCGAGAUGGAAACUUGUUUUCUGAAAGACACUCUGCGUAUGGACACGGAAAAGAUGGUACGGAGACUAAUGCGGAGGCGAUGCUUAUGGGCGAGGUGAAUGGCGACGGCAAGGUUAUUUGGUUGGAGGAGAUUGCCAUUCUCAAUUCAGAUGCGAGCUCGGCUGCCUCGAACUCUACAUAG
This is a messenger RNA of Trichoderma breve, 408 nucleotides long. RefSeq lists its product as uncharacterized. NCBI's taxonomy places the organism in Eukaryota, Fungi, Ascomycota, Sordariomycetes, Hypocreales, Hypocreaceae. The transcript has a single exon. Bases 1 to 408 code for a protein of 135 amino acids. The record is from RefSeq and is a predicted model, not a curated record.